This is a messenger RNA of Nanorana parkeri, 1511 nucleotides long. It is a transcript of the gene XKR8, whose product is annotated as XK related 8. Gene Ontology annotation, biological process: apoptotic process involved in development; engulfment of apoptotic cell; phosphatidylserine exposure on apoptotic cell surface. The transcript has 3 exons. The coding region runs from base 12 to 1511 and encodes 499 amino acids. The record is from RefSeq and is a predicted model, not a curated record. NCBI's taxonomy places the organism in Eukaryota, Metazoa, Chordata, Amphibia, Anura, Dicroglossidae. Gene Ontology annotation, cellular component: plasma membrane.
CGGAGUGCGGGAUGCCGAGCUGCCUGCCGCCCCACUACCGGUUGCUGGACCUGGUAUUUGCACUGUGGGGGACGGUGGCCUUCUUGGGGGACCUUGGCUCCGACGUGUGGAGCGCCGUGAAGUACUAUAAGGGCGGGGACACGGUGCUUGCUGUCGUGCACUUCGGCCUGUAUCUCCUGUCCUCAUGUGUGCUGCAGCUCCUCAGCUGUGGAUGGUACUGGGCGGACUGGCGGGAGUGGGGGGCUGAAGCUGGUGCUGCAGAACAGAAGCACACACAACAGAAUGGUAUAAAGUGCGCUGACUUGUGUUCCAAUGCCUCGUCUAUGGGCCCGGAGAGGUGCGAUGUGGAUGCGGCGGUCUAUGCGGACACAAAGCUGCUGUCAGAAGAUAGCGCCUCUUGUCACAGAGGGACUAAUGGGGACACGGCAGCCCUGCAGGAAAGUCCCAUAGCUGUCACCCAGGAUGUCACAAGUAGUCCAGCACACCAAGAAAAAGCCAUUGUCAUCUACAACAAUGGUCAGGACGCGGAGUAUACACCCUUUCUUAGCGAUUUUUAUACCUCCAAGAUUUGGCAGACGCGUUCCUGUCUUACCAUCCUUCACAUACUGCACUUUGGGUACCCAUUCAGGUGUUUACAUUCGUUGGAAGUGGGAAUAGCUGCAUACAGAAGCAGUGAAAGUAGCUCAAAGUUCAACCUGUACCAGGAAUAUGCCUAUUUUCUAACACAUGAUCUUAGCAUGAUGCGGCUUAUAGAGACCUUCCUGGAGAACACUCCUCAACUCAUCCUUGUUUUAUAUGUUAUAAUACAACGGGAAACCAUAUAUCUCUUUCAGUAUUUCAGCAUAGGCAUUUCAUUCAUAUGCAUUAGCUGGGCAAUCCUGGAUUACCACCAAUCACUAAGACUGUUUCUAAAAGACAAAGAAAAGUUGAACUUUUCAUCUUCAAUCAUUUACUUUGUGUGGAAUUUUUUCCUGAUCUCAUCACGUAUCAUGUGCAUCACUCUUUUUACUCUCACUUUUCAUUGGAUGACUGUUCUGCAUUUUGUUGGUGUGUGGCUUGGCUUCUUCUUAUGGGUGUGUCUGCAGAAAACAGACUUUAUGAAGAGUAGAUGCCUGGAACCUUUCUACAGGGCAACGGUGGCUGCUAUACUCUACUUCUCAUGGUUUAACAUAGCUGAUGGAAGAACAGUCUACAGAUGUAUUAUCUACCAUGUGUUUAUUACCAUAGAUUCUGCGUUACUUCUUUUGUCGUGGAUGUAUCUGAGGGUUCCAUCCAUCUUGGAUCAGUAUGAAAGUGCCGUUAUUGGGAUAACUGUACUAUUUACCGUUCUAGGUCUCCUCUUAAGGGUGGUUUAUUACAAGUGGGUCCACCCCAAUGUGACCAAAGAAAAGUACUAUGAUCAACCUGAUGGCAUUAGAGAUGCAACGUACAGGAUCUUUACACCAACAGAAAAGAUAAAGUCUUGGAAACAAAAUGAACGAAUGGUCCACUUAGCACGGCAAAAUUGCUAG